UUUUAUUUUUCGUUUUUGAUAAAUCGUCCAUCGGAAAAACUUCAGGAUAAGCACGUGUAGAUGACAGCAAUAUUUCCUUUGCAUUUGGUCUAGGUAGAUCAUCAUAGAAUAUUCAUAAUCAAAUAUAAUUGGCAUAUAUUUGCCAAAAGCGCAGUGAGAUGCCGAAAUCCAAGAAAAAGAAAAAUCAGGACUUCCAAAAAGUCAAGUUGAAAGUUGGACGUAGGCUUCAAAAGGCUGAUAAUGUGACUAACGCUAGCUUCAAGUCCCGGUCUGUCCAAGUGGUUCAGCACAUAAAGACAGGUGAUGGGAGCGAACCCACCACAAGACGCAACCUGAACAUCAUGGAUCUGUUGAAUCAGUGUCAACAUUACAGUGCAUCUGUCCGAUUGGAUGCUGUGGGUGGGUUACGAGAACUCUUGUCUUCACACCCGGAAAUCCUCCAGCAUUAUCUCUCUCAAAUCAUCGAUCGUGUUUCCCAGUUAGUGGUCGACAAAGACCCAACGGUGAGGUCAGCUGUGAUUAAACUUUUCCGACAAGUUAUUCCGCAAGUGGACGUUCACAAAAUGCGGCCUUUUUUUCCCAUCAUCAGUGCUCACGUGUGUUGUGCCAUGACUCACAUUUACGACGACAUUCAAAGUGACUCCUUAAACAUUCUUGAUAUAUUUUUAGAAUUUCAUCCAUCUCUGAUUAUCGAUCGAUCAAGUCAAAUCAUUCCAAAUUUUAUUGAGCAAAUAUCUCAUCAAAAUACCUCAAAGAAAUCUAGUGCUGGGGGUAGAUCCCUCAGUAUCAAACCAGAUGGGAAAAUCCAGGCUCACAAGUGGAGGAAUCAAGUUCUCUCAAGGCUCAGCAACUUACUGUCAACAUUGUUAGAGAGAUCAGGAUAUCUUACCAUAGAGUCGUGGACUGAGGAGAAAAAAGGGGAAGGGUUGAAGGUUGUUUGGAGAGAGGAGGAGGAAGUGAAAUCUGCAGUAAUCCCCCAGCAUUUCCAGAAUGUUUGGACCAACCCAGGACACAAGAUCAGUACAUUAAAGAACGUUCUGUCUACUGAAAUGGAAGAGAGAGGUUAUAAUCUGAGAGAACCAAGCGGGGUACUGCAUCUUCUGGAGACAUUGGUUCCCAUCUUACUGGAGUGCUGGGUGGAGGCCACAGCCACUCAACACAAAGACAUGGAGGGUCACCUGCUGUCUGCUGAAGCUUGUUCUCUAAGACAUGGCGUGGUGAAAACGGUUCUACUUUUAUUACAAUAUGCAAGACAGGUUAUACAGGUGGGUUGGGAGAGCAGCGUUGUCCACUUCUUGGCCGAUUUUCAGCAGCAUUUCCUGAAAUUCUUUCCUUACUCUGCUCACUCUCCUACAAGUCAUGGAAAGAAGAAGGUCAAGCUGGACAAUGUACAGAACAUGGUUCAUUCUCUGAACAUCACAAUCUGUGACAUCAUGUCCUUCUUCUUGACCAGCAGUCGAAUAUCAGAACACAGCAGUGCACUGCGUCACACAAUUACGCAGUAUUUCCAGACGUAUUUAUGUGAUGAGGAGUACGAUUCAACGGGCACCUUACAAAUCCUGCAGGUCAUAGAAAGACUGACAGAAAACUGCCAGGACAAUGAGGGUCUCCAGCAGUUACUGUCUGUCCUGGUAACUCGUUUUACCCACAUCCACCACAUCUCUAAGGAGAAAAAGCUCCUUUUGCAUUUCUUUUCUCGGUUGAUCAUCAAAAAUAGAAUAGUCAUAAGAGAAGACAUCAGACGAGAAUUUCUGGAGUCCCUGACGCCAUUGUUUAACUUGUGUGUGAAGAAUUGUGUGAUGUCUGAACAGAUACUGGAAGUCCUUAGUGAUCUCGCCACCAGGUCGGCAGACAAUUACGACAAUGGAGUGAUGUCCUUUGUAUCAUCUGUGUUAGAGCUGGAUUUGGACAGAGUGUUUUCUAUGGACAACAAAUGCUUACGGAGCUUUAUAGAGCUUGUUUAUCGUGUGUCAUGGCUGAGUCGGGAGAACUACAGAAAACUGAAGGAUCUGAUACAUGACGAGCGGCUACCAAUUGAAACUGGCCAGUAUCUGCUUCAAGUUCUGCAACAGAGGUAUGGUAGACACAGUUUGACAAUAGAAGAACAUGGACUUUACAUACAGUUUCUUUUUAUGUGUGCCUUUGAUUCAGUGGAAUGCCCAUUGUCAGAUCGGGGGACGGACUGGGAUCGAUUUACACGUAUCGUGUCCAUCAGUCAGACGGUGUCAGAACAGCUGUCAAUGUUUCCAAACACAGAACAAGUUGUGGAACUCUUCUGUUGCUUCCUACGUAAAACAAAUGUGGUGACAAAUGAUGAAAUAGGAAUGUCCAUUCGUAGAAUUGUAAUCUUUGUCACACUGGCGUCAAAACUAAAAAUUUGGAAUUACCCAAUCAGCAGGCAGGUAACAGAAGAAGCAUUGGAUUGGAUCUGGAGCUACCUGCUGAUGAUAACAGAGAGUGAUGCGGGAUUACCUAUUAAUGCACUCAUAGCUGAAGAAGUGACAGAAAAAUGUCGACAAUACUUAUCCGCAGGAGAACAAGUUCUACAGCAGUUCUUAAGGAUGAUAUUACGGGCUCUCUCAGACAGUGGUAAUGUUGAAGAAGUUCAUGCUGUUCAGCGGGCAGCCAUAUUGAUUCUCCAGAAGGAUCUGCCUUGGCCAAUGAUAUCAGAGGAUCUGAAUUGUCAACCAAUCAUAGAUGAUAUAGAGAAGAUUGAAGGUCUUGUGUCACAGCACGGUUGGAAAAAAUUGAAAAAUCUGUUAUUGAAAUUCAAUAAUAAAUGUAUAGAAUAAAA
This is a messenger RNA of Ostrea edulis (European flat oyster), 2794 nucleotides long. Its product is annotated as testis-expressed protein 10 homolog. The record is from RefSeq and is a predicted model, not a curated record. Gene Ontology annotation, cellular component: MLL1 complex; nucleus. The transcript has 16 exons. The coding region runs from base 159 to 2792 and encodes 877 amino acids. Lineage: Eukaryota; Metazoa; Mollusca; Bivalvia; Ostreida; Ostreidae.